UCGCAAAAAUAGGUCAGUUUAAUAUUGGACGUCAUACUUUAAGUGUGUUAUAACUGGAAUAAAUUUUGUCUGAUAAAACUGAAUACAAUUCGAUAAGAAUAUCACUUUAAGAUGCCACUAGCUACAGCAAAAGUUAAUGGAAUGAUUAAUGGUAUGACAUUGCCCAACAAUGUUAUAGACGAUCAAGUCUUUUUAUACACUUCUGAAUCCGUUGGCGAAGGUCAUCCAGAUAAGAUUUGUGAUCAAAUAAGUGAUGCAAUUUUAGAUGCACACUUGCGUCAAGAUCCAAAUGCUAAGGUUGCUUGUGAGACUGUUACAAAAACUGGUAUGAUUUUACUUUGCGGAGAAAUAACAUCUAAUGCAGUCGUGGAUUAUCAAAAUGUAGUACGCAAUACUGUUAAGGAAAUUGGUUACGAUGACAGUUCCAAAGGUUUUGAUUAUAAAACAUGUAAUGUAUUGUUAGCCUUAGAUCAGCAAUCCCCGGAAAUAGCUGCAGGCGUACAUGCUAAUCGUCCUGAUGAGGAAAUUGGUGCUGGUGAUCAGGGCAUUAUGUUCGGCUAUGCUACUGAUGAAACUGAUGAAUGUAUGCCUUUAACAGUAAUUUUAGCACAUAACUUAAACAAACGUAUUGCUGAAUUACGUCGUUCUGGUGAAUUGGAUUGGGCACGUCCUGACUCUAAGACACAGGUUACAUGCGAGUAUCAUUUUCGUAAUGGUGCUGCCAUACCAUUACGUGUGCAGGCUGUCGUUGUAUCGGUCCAACAUUCUGAGCAUAUAUCUUUAGAUGACUUACGUGCACAGGUUCUCGAAAAGGUGAUUAAACAUGUAAUACCACCUAUGUACUUUGAUGCUAAUACAAUAAUACAUAUUAAUCCAUGCGGUAAAUUUGUUAUUGGCGGCCCGAUGGGUGAUGCUGGUCUCACUGGACGUAAAAUAAUUGUAGACACCUAUGGUGGUUGGGGCGCACAUGGUGGAGGAGCUUUUUCGGGUAAAGAUUUCACAAAAGUAGAUAGAUCGGCUGCUUAUGCUGCGCGUUGGGUAGCUAAGUCUUUGGUUAAAUCUGGUUUAUGCAAACGAUGCUUAGUUCAACUAUCAUAUGCAAUUGGUUUGGCUGAACCAUUAUCGAUUGCUGUAUUUGAUUAUGGUUCAUCGCAUAAAACUGAAUUGGAAUUACUUAAUAUUAUAAAAAAGAAUUUUGAUUUACGUCCUGGUAUGAUUGUAAAAGAUUUAAAUUUGAGACAACCAAUAUAUCAGCGAACAAGCACUUAUGGUCAUUUUGGACGUGAAGAAUUCACUUGGGAACAAGCGAAGCCCUUGGUUAUCGAUAAUAAGUAAAAAUACAUUUUCAUAUAUACAAAAAUUCGAAAAAAAUUAACUUUUAGGUAUUUUAAUCU
This is a messenger RNA of Teleopsis dalmanni, 1394 nucleotides long. Its product is annotated as S-adenosylmethionine synthase-like. The transcript is spliced from 2 exons. Gene Ontology annotation, cellular component: cytosol. Gene Ontology annotation, biological process: S-adenosylmethionine biosynthetic process. The record is from RefSeq and is a predicted model, not a curated record. NCBI's taxonomy places the organism in Eukaryota, Metazoa, Arthropoda, Insecta, Diptera, Diopsidae. Gene Ontology annotation, molecular function: methionine adenosyltransferase activity; ATP binding. Bases 112 to 1335 code for a protein of 407 amino acids.